AUGUCAAAAACUGCACAGAAACGUUUGAUGAAGGAGUUACAGCAGCUGCUCAAGGACAGCCCAGAGGGUAUUGUUGCCGGCCCUGUAACAGAAGACAACCUCUUUCUAUGGGACUGUCUCAUAGAAGGCCCCCCUGAUUCACCGUAUGAAGGCGGUGUAUUUAACGCAAAAUUAAAGUUCCCAACAGACUACCCACUCUCUCCCCCAAAGCUUACAUUCACACCGAGUGUACUACAUCCUAAUGUGUACCCUAAUGGUGAGGUGUGUAUUUCGAUUCUUCAUGCGCCAGGCGAGGACCCAAACAUGUAUGAAGAUGCAAGCGAACGGUGGUCCCCAGUCCAGAGUGUCGAGAAGAUCUUAUUGAGUGUCAUGAGCAUGCUAAGCGAGCCAAAUGUCGAGUCUGGGGCCAACAUUGACGCCUGCAUUUUAUGGAGAGACAACAGGCCGGACUUCAUCCGGCAGGUAAAACUGUCCAUACUAAAGUCACUAGGCUUCUAA
This is a messenger RNA of Eremothecium sinecaudum, 498 nucleotides long. RefSeq names its product E2 ubiquitin-conjugating protein UBC7 (gene UBC7). NCBI's taxonomy places the organism in Eukaryota, Fungi, Ascomycota, Saccharomycetes, Saccharomycetales, Saccharomycetaceae. The coding region runs from base 1 to 498 and encodes 165 amino acids. The record is from RefSeq and is a predicted model, not a curated record. Gene Ontology annotation, cellular component: endoplasmic reticulum; cytosol. The transcript has a single exon.